Molecule: messenger RNA, 2093 nt
Organism: Dacryopinax primogenitus
Lineage: Eukaryota; Fungi; Basidiomycota; Dacrymycetes; Dacrymycetales; Dacrymycetaceae
Product: Metallo-dependent hydrolase
Exons: 7
Coding region: 177-1241 (354 amino acids)
Biological process (GO): adenosine catabolic process; inosine biosynthetic process
Molecular function (GO): adenosine deaminase activity
Source: RefSeq, a predicted model, not a curated record
CCAAGUGAAAGUGUAGUGGGUCGGCACUAUAUGCUACGCGUAGCAUUUUCGAGGCUUAGUCACAUCUUCAAAUCAUACAGUGCUGGCGACUGAGUGAGGAUUCAAAGGCUUCAGAUCUGUUGGAACUGUUCUCGUGCAAUUUGUCUCCCUUGGACAUCCGGAAGCUCUUGGACAACAUGGGCGUCGACUUCCACUCAGUCCUAGGAGCACCAGAUAACCCGGGUGGUCUAGCAUGGCGCGCACUGAGCAGCGCCCAGCAAGAGUUUAUCAAGGCUCUUCCGAAAGCUGAGGUGCACGCUCACUUGAAUGGAUGCAUACCGCUCGCUUGUCUGCAGGAGCUUGCUAGGGAUCAUGCCUUCAACGGUGGUUCGAUGACCGCUGAGGUACAACGUGGACUCGCCGUGCUGGAGACAGGUGUUGUUCUCAGCGAGAUCUCGGAUUUCUUCGGGUUGUUCCCAGCUAUUUACGCGUUGACAUCUACCCCACCAGCGGUGAAGAAAGCUACCCAAGCCGUGCUCGCCUCUUUCCUAUCCACGUCACCUCCCCAAUGCCAGUAUAUCGAGCUCCGAACAACACCCCGCAAGACCCCUCAUAUGACGGCAGAAGAGUAUCUCUCGACAGUGCUGGACGUUAUCGAGUCCUUCGAAGGACGCGCCGCGUUGAUCCUGAGCGUUGACCGGCGUAUGUCUGUCGAUGAUGUCUCGAGGUAUGUCGAGUUGGCUAAGACGCUCAAGCGGGAAGGGAGGGCGAUCGUCGGCGUCGAUCUUUGCGGUGAUCCGUUGACAGGAAAUAUGGAAGACUUCGCCCCAAUCCUCGCAUCAGUACACGACGCUGGUCUAAAGCUAACACUCCACAUCGCCGAAACUCCUCAAAACGACGAACCUGACACGCUUACGCUUCUCUCCGCCAAGCCCGAUCGGCUGGGCCACGCAACCUUUCUCACCCCCGCUGCACAAGCUAUCGUACGACGCGAGAAGAUACCGGUCGAGAUUUGCUUGACGUCAAACGUGCUAUGCAAGACGGUGCCCUCGCUGCAAGAUCACCAUAUUUCCGACUUGCUGUUGCACCAACACCCGGUCGUGAUCUGCACGGACGACACGCUCCCCUUCCGUAAUAGCCUGUUCGAGGAGUAUGCCCUUCUUCUCGCCCCACCGCCGCUUGGUCUGGGUUUCGCAGAAGUGGAGGUGGAGAGGAUUGCUAGAGAGGGGAUGGGGACGACGUUUCGCUCCACGAAGGAUUGAACAUAGUAGAUGACCGGCGUUAAGACAUAGUUCAGCUAGAGAUAUCAUUGAUCCCACUGUGCGACGUCGACAUGACCUGAAUUAUAUACCAGCCCCGCAUUGUGGACACCCUUCACAACACGUCUCUUGCUGCUAAUCUAUGCACCAUGGAGUGGUACUAGAAAGACUGCUGAAAGUAAAAUCCCAGAAAGAUCUGUGUCGCGCCUUCUAAGCUCGGUAUUGGGGCACCGCGGGCAUACUUUUUCGCCAUGUAACCUUUGACCCAGAGUCGGCCGAUGGUUUUGUAGCAUUCACAUCCCAAUCAGAACCAAACUGUUCCGGAAGGGUCGAUUGCGCAAGUGAACCAUAUGGUGCAAACUCAAGGGAGAGGCACACGCAUGCAUUGCAAGAUAAGUAGCUAAUGACUACUUAUCCCACCCGACAGCCAACCGUACAUGAACGAGAAGUGGGGCGAGGAACCAUCUAGUUGGCAAUGGUGACCUCGACCUCGACACCGGGCUCGAGGGAGAUGGAAGUGAUCUGCUUGACGACCUCGCUGGUAGAGUUGAGGUCAAUGAGGCGCUUGUGCACCUUGAGCUCGUAGCGGUCCCAGGUCUUGGAUCCCUCACCGCAAGGGGUCUUACGGGUGGUGAUCUUGAGGACCUUGGUAGGGAGGCGAACAGGGCCCUUGACACGGAGGUCCUUGUCCUUGGCACGGUUGACGAGAUCACCGCAGAACUUCUCGAGGUUCUUGACGUUGGAGCUGGUGAGGGUGAUGCGGAUGCGGUGGGUCUUGCCAGUAGCGACGUUGCCCGCGGCGUCGUAUUCCUUUUCCUUCGCGACGUAACUCAUAUUGUUGGAGACAGCGGUGAC